Messenger RNA from Conger conger (European conger), 4046 nucleotides. It is a transcript of the gene epm2a, whose product is annotated as EPM2A glucan phosphatase, laforin. Gene Ontology annotation, cellular component: nucleus; cytoplasm. Gene Ontology annotation, molecular function: carbohydrate phosphatase activity; protein tyrosine/serine/threonine phosphatase activity; starch binding. Lineage: Eukaryota; Metazoa; Chordata; Actinopteri; Anguilliformes; Congridae. Bases 315 to 1268 code for a protein of 317 amino acids. Gene Ontology annotation, biological process: protein dephosphorylation. The transcript is spliced from 4 exons. The record is from RefSeq and is a predicted model, not a curated record.
UUUAGUUAGCCAGACGCAAGCUCUCUAGCUAAUAGCUACUUCGGUACGAUAACUACCGAGUUGCUAUGAGUAAGGUACUUUAGCUAGCUAAACAGCAUUAUCCGAAGUGCAUAUUUAUGCAUGUAUUAUAACUAAAGACAAAGACAAACAUCUUGAGCGUUCAUUUGUACAACGUUGACUCUCUUGACUACUCUUAAGCUGUGUUCGCCAUAUAGCUGGCAGCAUAGGCGGAUUGUCAUUGCAAUAUUUUAUUUCAGUCCACGCCUUUGAGCAAGUAGGCUGCUCGUCUGCGACCGUCUUUUGAAAGCAAGACAAUGAGGUUGUUUCGGUUCGGCGUCAUACUGACUCCAGAAUGCACGGACGUAGAAGUGUUUGUGCUGGGGUCACGGCCUGAAAUGGGACACUGGGAUCCGAAUAAAGCGGUAAAGAUGAAGCCAGCGCACGCUGUGCUGUCCACUUGCGAGCCCUGCUUCUUCAUCGGCGAAGUUUUACUGUCGGAGCCCUAUAAAGAAACCUUCUGGUUUAAGUACAUAAAACGCAUCGGCGGCAACAUGACCUGGGAAGGCAACGGCCCCCAUCACGACCGUUGCUGUGAGUACGAGAAGAGCAACAUGGUGGAUGGGGCGUACUGCCACCCCGUGGGCCACUGGAUCGAGGCCUCCGGCCACACCGACGAGAUGAAGCACACCACCAACUUCUACUUCAGCGUGGCCGGCCACCAGGCCAUGCACUUCUCCAGGGUCCUCCCCAGGGUGUGGCUGGGCAGCUGCCCGCGGCAGGUGGAGCACGUGACGGUGAAGCUGAAGCAGGAGCUGGGCGUGACGGCGGUGCUGAACUUCCAGACGGAGUGGGACGUGGUCAGCAACUCCCACGGCUGCCGCCGGGACGUGUCCCAGGACAUGAGCCCCGAAACCCUGAGCCUCCUGUACAGAGACUGCGGCCUGGCCUACGUGUGGAUCCCCACCCCCGACAUGAGCACUGACGGGAGGGCCCGGAUGCUCCCCCAGGCGGUGUUCCUGCUGCACGGUCUCCUGGACAACGGACACACGGUGUACGUGCACUGCAACGCGGGCGUGGGGCGCUCCACCGCGGCGGUCUGCGGCCUGCUCAUGUACGUGCUGGGCUGGAGCCUGCGCAAGGUGCAGUACUACCUGACCGCCAGGAGGGCGGCGGUCUACAUCGACGAGGAGGCGCUGCUCCGCGCCCAGGGCGACUUCCUGCUCAAGUUCGGCCGCCCGCGCCCCGCCGUGCACGACGUGGAAACGUGAUCGCGCCCGGACGAGGAGUUCGGGCGGAGUCUGCACGGUUUUCAGGAUUUAACCCUUAUUUAUACUUUGUUGCACCACCUCUUUCAAAAAGUACGGUGCGACAGAAAAACAACGUAACAAUAAAAGUGUCAUACAACGUUUUGGUAGAUUGGACUGCACUCACAUAACGCUUUUAUCCAAAGAGCUUUAAAAUCGAUGGCUCGCAUUCACCCGUUCACCCACACACCGGCAACCCUCCCACUGUCAGACAACCUCCUGAGCUAAUGCCUUUUUGCGUGUAAUACUUUGCCAAAUGCUUGCAGAGAGAUUUAUAUUCUCUCUAUAACAAGACACCAAACUGUUGAUGUUUACAUGUGUGACACCUGCGUAGCCUAUCCGUGACAAUUAAUGGUAGGGGCCGGGUUAACAGACACAGAUUAAGGUUAUUCCUGCGCUAAAUUGAGUUUUAUCUGGAGAAUCUCCAUUCAGGAUGUCAUGUAGUCUCGGACAAGGCUUAAUCUGUGUCUGUGAAACUGGGUUCCAUCUGGCUGUCCAAUGAACACUGUGUAACAAAGUAUGAUGUUGUCUGCAGCAUAAAACAAUUCCUGAGGUGUGAAAUACUGUGGAAAAAGUAUCACGCGACACUCGAGUGCCAUUCUGUUGAAAAGACGUCAUUUUCGUCAUUCGACAUUUUCUCAAAGUUGUUGGCUGUGCGCCAAACUAUGAAUCAGACUGUAGGGGUAUAAGAGCCCAGUCCUGAACUGUGCUGUUGAAAUGUGCUCUUGGCUUCUUUAUUUUGGUUUCCCAGCGUAGAAAAAGCCUUUAAAAUUCCUAUAAAAAGCCGUGUUUGACUCUGCCUGAUGCCUUUGCAUCUCCAAAGGGCAUUGUUUACGUUCUGCUUUCGGCCCGUGAGAUUUCGCGAGUGGGCAGAUUUAUUUUUAGUGAGCUCUCGCUGCAGCUCUCCUUCGAGUUUGAACCUCGCUUCGCAUCUCGCAAGACACCUUGGAGCUGUUUACCUCGAGUGAUGGCGAAGACUUCCAAUGCGGCGCUUAUCGCGACGUUACAGAUGGCAUUUCGCAUUAAGUGACGGCUCUGUUGUCUAUCGGUUUCAGUUUAUGAUAAGCGGUUUCACGUCAUUCAUCCGUGAGAGAGAGACAGGGGGGGACAGCCGAAUUCAGGUCCCGUCAUUGAACCAGUAAUUUACGACUGCGGUGCACGCAGGACCUGAGAGACAGCCCACACAGUCUCUACCGAUCACGUUUAAAAGUUACGACAAUAAACAUCAUAUUUUAACAAUAAUAAGUAAUGGGAACAAUGGCCCCUAAUAUCUCCCAGCUCCUGGCAGGUUUGACAGCCCUGAAAAAUAAACACAUCACUUUAUUUGUCGGACGCGUUCGUGAUUUAUGGGUGACUAAAUUGUGGAUUCUCGCUGUGAGGAGAUUUGACAGCUGCAGUGAUGUAGCUAUGGGGAGGCGGCGGGAAGCAGUGCAAUCAGGGACAUUCACUGCGGUCAUUCAGGAGGUCAGGAGUCGGUUAGAAUUGAGAAAAGUCGCAGAUCAGCAGCAGAGAGAGGGUUAGCAACAGAGAUGUGCUUUUCCCCCGAGAAUAAUUCCACAAAAAUAUUAUGAAAAGAAAACCUAUUCCUGGCUCACGGUUGCAAAAACACCACGGUGUGUGGAGUUGCUUUUCUAAAAAAAGAUCAAACAGGGUGACUCCCCCCUCAGUUGUGUGGUGUCGUGUGAUAUUCCAACCUUAAUGUGUGCACAGCAAAACAAAAACCUCAACGCCGAAAGCCCCGCGCUUCAAGCUUCAAUCCGCCGGAUAAAGGCACACAAAGCCGCUCGACGUCUCUGAACCCUGUUUACUUUACCCCGCCGUUACGCAGUACGCAGGUGCAUCUUAUGAAUAACAAACCACCAGGGCCGACCCUCUCCACAGCGCGUCUCUCCCCGCCGUGAAAUGGAGGGUGCCCUUUUUUCAAUUUCGACAGUCCUCGGCGAGUUUCCCCCCCCUUUGAAGACGUCCUGGAUUUCAUUAGCGGCUUGGCCGUCUGAAAAUAGCCAGCGCCGGACAAAAGUGAGCGGAAAGCGUGGGGAGUUCAAACGAAAGGUGUUUAAAUGGGAUAGAGAGACAGAAGAGGAGGCUAAACGUCCCGGAUAGACCGGAGACCCGACCGUGGCUCUCUCAGACGGAUGCACAGAGCUCAGGAGACUUCACAACUGCCAAUCACACUGCUUUCGAGUGCGCCAAAGCACUAAGCUAGGUUGUUUAUUACUACUUAUUAUUAUGUAUUAAAAUUAUAAUUAUUAGUACUAGUAGCAGCAGCAGCGGUAGUAGUAGCAGCAGCAGUAGUAGUAGCAGUAGUAGCAGCAGCAGUAGUAGUAGUAGCAGUAGUAGUAGUAGCAGCAGCUGUAGUAGUAGUAGCAGUAGUAGCAGCAGUAGUAGUACAGUGGUGAUAGUUGUAAUAGUGGUAGUAGUAAUGGUGAUAUAACUAGUGAAUUGUCGUAAUAACACUACAGUUAUAGGGAAGUAAUACUCUGAAUAUUGAAAGGUUUGUAUAUGUCUUGCAUACCUAGUUGCCAAAACUGUGGUAUUGCUACUUGGUCAGUUAUCUGAUUAUUCUACAAGUGUUCACAUUUUUGUCUGUUAUCACUCUGGCACUUACAACCGUACUUCCCUCCAGGGUUUUCAGCACACUUACCCCUGGUUAUGAUUUGCACUUUAUUGUACAUCGCUCUGGAUAAGAGCGUCUGCCAAAUGACUGUAAUGUAACGUAAUGUAAUAUAUGGCUCGCAAGCA